AUGGGGACGGCCAAGAACAACCACUUCACACUGAAACUUCCUCUCCUAGACAAACCGAAGACACCCAAAAACUACGCACAGCCUGAGGUUCUGCAUCACACCUUUGAGACUCUGUCCAACCUUCACAGACUGCUGCCAAACCAUCUGAUGGAGACACUUUAUUCCUACAAGAGGGAAGAGGACAAACAAAAUUUUCAGAAUUCUGAAUUCUCUGGCUUAGAAAGGAUCUUAGCAAGACAUGAGUUUCCAAAAGAGAUUAAUAUGACCCCAAAGCCAAGUAGCAUGCCCCUGUGGAAAAGAAAAUCCAUCAGUAAUGCAAAUCAUGGGUGGAAGAAAUGCCUCUUGUGGAAUAAAAACAUGGAGGAACCUCCGAUGUCAACCAUAGUUGUCAGGUGGUUGAAAAAGAACAUGCAACCCACCGAAGACCUUCAGUCAGUGAUCCAGAGGCUGUCGGUGUUUGGGCCUAUUAAGUCCGUCACCCUCUGUGGACGGCAAAGUGCUAUCGUGGUGUUCAAAAACACGACUUCAGCUUGCAAUGCUGUGAAUGCUUUUCAAAGCAUGACCCCAGGCACAAUGUUUCAGUGCUCCUGGCAACAGAGAUUCAUGUCGAAAGACGUUAAGACUCCCUGUGACCCAAAUCCUAUGUAA
Odobenus rosmarus divergens (Pacific walrus) is the source of this 648-nucleotide messenger RNA. It is a transcript of the gene CUNH6orf201, whose product is annotated as chromosome unknown open reading frame, human C6orf201. Gene Ontology annotation, molecular function: nucleic acid binding. The record is from RefSeq and is a predicted model, not a curated record. The transcript has 3 exons. The coding region runs from base 1 to 648 and encodes 215 amino acids. Lineage: Eukaryota; Metazoa; Chordata; Mammalia; Carnivora; Odobenidae.